Fimicolochytrium jonesii is the source of this 1620-nucleotide messenger RNA. Its product is annotated as S-adenosyl-L-methionine-dependent methyltransferase. The coding region runs from base 93 to 1481 and encodes 462 amino acids. The transcript has 10 exons. Lineage: Eukaryota; Fungi; Chytridiomycota; Chytridiomycetes; Spizellomycetales; Powellomycetaceae. Gene Ontology annotation, cellular component: cytoplasm. The record is from RefSeq and is a predicted model, not a curated record.
CGUUGAUAUACUGUACGUAGCAAACCAUCAGAACGUCUGUAGGGUCAACGUAUCAGGGCUCAGCAAACCUUCCAGUCCUAUCCACGGUCGUCAUGCCCAAAUACCUCGUACAUUUCGCCCAACUGCACGCGGACUUUCGGCUGCCAGAGCUGGACUCCUUGGCUGUCCUUGAAAAUGUGAAGUUGACGUACGAGAAGAGCGCUUAUUCAGACGAGCAUCCCUUCCUUGUAGUCGAAUGCGAAAGCGAUGACGAAGCACGAAAGCUGAUUCGGAGGUCUAUCCUAACAAAGCAGAUCAUCAGACUGGUUGCAACGGCGCCCACCUACGACGAAGUGCUGGAAGUCGCGAAGCGCUCUACGGAUCUCAUCGACGAGUGCCGCGGAAAGUCCUUCAAAUUCGAGCUUGACGCCUUUGGCCGUACCUUCGACCAAGAAACACAGAUUGCGCGGAUAGAGCCGUUCUGCUUCCUUCCCUGUGGAGAUGUAAAUCUGAAGAACCCGGAAAUCACUCUUGCAUACAUUGAGGAUUACGGACACAGUGAGACCGCAGCGGCUAGGAAUCCGGAGAGAGCGUUCUUUGGCGUACUUGUGGGGAGGGGAGAUAGAGGGACGGUGACGAAGUAUGAUUUGAAGAAGCGGCAGUACCUUGGGACAACGUCGAUGGACGCGGAGUUGUCGCUCGUGAUGGCGAACCAGGCGUUGGUGCGCGCAGGUAGCUUUGUCCUAGACCCCUUCGUCGGCACGGGCAGUUUCUUGGUCACAUGUGCACAUUACGGGUGCUUCACGAUGGGAACAGACAUUGAUGGGCGGCAGAUACGAGGAAAAGGCGAGCGCAGCAUCCGGUCAAAUGUUGAACAGUAUAAGCUUGGUGGACGGGUACUCGACACCGUUGUUGCUGACAUUGCGCAUCACCCAUGGAGAGCAACGCAGUUGUGGGAUGCUAUUGUUUGCGAUGUAGGCUUCGUGACGGUUCCCGCUGCGACUUUGAGAAGUCUGCCAACUAAUUUCUUUCUCGUUCGCCAGCCACCAUACGGCGUCAGAGCUGGCGCAAAGAAGCUGGGGUUUAAUGCGAAUGCGAAGCCGCCACCAGGAGUAGACGGGCCCCUCCCAGCUCUGAAAAAAAACGGCGAGCUUCGGUACCCCUCAACCAUCCCAUACGAGAUGCACGAUGUCAUCGUAGACCUGAUAGAUUUCGCAGCCGUGCAUCUCGUCCCUGGAGGACGGCUAGUGUACUGGCUGCCGACGAUCGUCGAUGAAUACAGCCCAGACGACCUGCCCCUCCACCCACAAUUCAAACUGGUAUCCAAUAGCGCGCAGGUAUUCGGCAAAUGGUGUCGCCGGCUGGUGACGAUGGAGAAGCUGCAUGAUGCGGGGUCGCUAGAGACGGGUGAGUGUCAAAACGCGGCCCUGGCGGAGGCUGCUUCGGCCAACCCGGCGCAUGCGAAGUUUAGGGAGGUUUACUUUGGCGAUGGGAGGACGUGAGAUUUACGGGCCGGGGGUCUGCGGCGGGUUCGUGGAUUGGAUUGGAAGGAUUCAGGCUUUGGGAAGGUCGUGGCCGCAUAACUUAUCACGUAGUAUAUAGCAUCUCUGGCAGUAGCGCACGGUAUCUAGACGUCCCAUA